Messenger RNA from Hydra vulgaris (swiftwater hydra), 2730 nucleotides. RefSeq names its product sex comb on midleg-like protein 2. Gene Ontology annotation, biological process: regulation of DNA-templated transcription. Lineage: Eukaryota; Metazoa; Cnidaria; Hydrozoa; Anthoathecata; Hydridae. Gene Ontology annotation, molecular function: protein binding. Gene Ontology annotation, cellular component: nucleus. The record is from RefSeq and is a predicted model, not a curated record.
UCAGAAGUUACGUAUUCAAGACGAAAUUUACGUAAGCACGUGAUUAAUGAUUUAUAAAUGGAUUGUUUUUAAAUUUUCUUAACCAAAAAAAAAAUUUAAUCUAUCUAUUUUCUUGAGAAAGACUUGUUAGGUACACUAGUAAAUGUUGCUCAAAAUGAUUGUUCUAUGGAAAUGAUUAACGCAAACACAAUUAAUUUAAUAAAAAGUGAACUUUCUUCUCCUCCUUUAAAAAGAAAAAAAUCUUUUAUUGAAGAUUCGAACCAAGAUGCAACAGAUUCAGAGCAGGUUUCUGAACACAACACAUCUCGGACUAAUAAUGGUCAUUUUGAGAUGACAAAUUUACCAAAAAAGCCUUUGACCCCAUAUAUGAGCUACAGAAAUAUGGUUUUCCAAGACAUUAAACACAAACAUCCAGGUUGUUCACCAUAUGACUUGGCUUGCGUCAUAAGUGCAAAAUGGAGUUUGUUAAGUGAUGUAGAAAGAAAGGUAUGGGAAGUAAAGUAUGAAAAAGAAAUGAAAAGUUAUGAAAAAAAGUUGAGAUUGUAUCACCAAAAAGCUCUUAAACGGAAAACUAAUGAAGAUAAAAGUUUUUCACCAAUAGGUGAUGAAGUCCAUGAACUAAACAAAUUUGACACAUUGGAUUAUUGCUCAGGUUGUAAAAAACUUAAAGAGCUUCAAGGGUUUUCAGCAGAAAUUAAUGGCAGACAGGUAUAUAGAGGGGAUCUUUGUUCUAAAGCAUGUUUUUUAGAAGCUUCGAAGCAGUUAAAAUGCGUAGAUGGAAGUACUUAUAUCAAACAUAGUAACAGCGAUCCAGUGUCAGUUAAUUUAUCACCAUUUAAUUGGGCAGAAUACUUAUCUGAAACAAAUUCUGAACCUGCUGAUUGGAUGUACUGCAGACAGGCUUCUUAUCCCCCAUCAAAUGCGUUUUCAGUUGGGAUGAAACUUGAAGCACGAAGACACGAUCAAAUAAAAGAUUCCAAUCAAAUUAUUUUUAGUCUUGCUACAGUAGCCUUUAUGAUUGGUCCUAGGUUGCUUCUUCACUUUGAUGGCUCUUCUUCAAAGUAUGAUAUAUGGACACUAUGUGAUUCAUGGGAUAUACAUCCUGUUGGUUGGACUGAUCGUGGCUCUUUGCUUCCACCAACAGGCUAUAGGCAUGACCCAAAAAACUACAUGCAAUUUUAUUCUUUAAAGAUCCAGAAAGCAGAACUUGCAACUGCAAGAUGCUUCAAAAAAGUACCUUCAAUGCCACCUAAAAAUUGUUUUGAGGUUGGAAUGAAGUUAGAGGCAGUAGAUAAACAGAAUCCAAGUGUAAUAGGUGUGGCCUCUGUUGUUAGAGUUCAAGACGAAUUAGUGUAUAUAGAGUUUGAUGGUUACCCUGGUUUAGGAUAUUCCUCUCAUUAUGGAGAUCGUGAUUUUUUUCCAGUUGGCUGGUGCGCUCAUGCAAAGCAUCCACUACGAAUUCCAGGUGAUGCAAAAAAUACUUUAUCAAAUAUUGGAUCUUCUUGUUCUAGUUCCAGAUACUCCCCUAACUCUUCUUCAAAACUUUCUAUGCAUGAAAUCGCUAUGCAUGCAGAAAAAACUACUCCAAUGAAGCCUAAAACACUAAAUCAAGCGGAAGUUUGUAUCAAUAUAGAAUGUGUUUGUGGCCCUUACAUUGAUGUAGAAAAACUUAGAAAACUGACUCCAAUUCGCAAAGGAGAAAUCAUACAUGUUCUUAAAGGAGUUUUAGAAGACAUCAUUGCUUGUGCAAUAUCACCAAAAACUGUUAUAGGGUUUCUGAAGCCUGGUAGAGGAAAUUGUGUAAUCACUACUGUUUGUGAAGGCACAACAUUUCAAUGCUGUCUUACUGUUAUUGAUCAUGUUUCAUCAUUAUGGGAUAUUCUUAAACAGUUUGCAGACAAUUUAAGGUCUUGUCCUAACUUAUUUUCAACUGAAAUGUAUGCUUCUUGUCCACGUUGUUUAAACAAACCUUCCACUGCCAUCUCCAUACCAUUGAUUUAUCAGAGGUUAACAUCAAACCCUGGUUCUUAUCUGGCUUCUUCUUUUCAAUAUCCUAAAAGCUCUAGGUUUAUUGAAUUUGAAGAUGGUGACAUUCAUUCAGUUAUGGAUUUGGAAAAAAAUGAGCCAUUAAGUUUGAACCAGAUAAAGUGUAAUCAAGACUCUCGGAAUCCGGAUAAAAAUACUAAAAAACAUGUAACUUGGCCGGCAAUAUCUCAGGCUGAAGUAUUUAAUUAUCAACCAGUUUAUGCAGAUACAGCAUCUCAAACAGAAUCCUUUUGUUUCACUUGUAAUUCUCUUAGUCAUAAAUGUAGUCUCACAGACAAAAAUAGGUUAAAAGAUGGUGGUGUUGAAAUUGAAAGUGCAGAAAUAUUGAGUAAUAUCCAAGCUGCUGGUAUCGAUAUUAUGAAUCGCCCUAGCAUGUGGAAUGUGGAUGAUGUUGUUCUUUUUUUAAAGAAAACUUGCAUUAAAGAAUUUUCUCAAGUAUUUAAAGACCAUGAAAUUGAUGGUAAAGCCCUACUUCUUUUGCAAAAUGAGCAUAUUCUUCAUCAUAUGGGUUUUAAACUCGGACCAGCCGUCAAACUUCUGGAUUUGAUUGAAGAUUUGAAGGUUGCGGAACGUUCUUUUUCAAAAACGAAAGAGUUUAUUGAUACUUUGACUCCAUAGGUGAAUAAGAAAUCAUUUUUAAAUAACAGCAAGCUAAUAUAUAUGAAUAUAAUAAAGUAAUAAAUA